AUGCAGCUACCUCGACCAUUCCUAAUUGGCGUAGGGGGGGCCUUUCUCACCCUACAGCUUCUCUUCCUCGCCAAUAUGUGCUACCUCUAUGGCACCGCCUUUCACGACACCACGCGAUACAGUGCCAUGCACGUGCUAUAUGUCGAUUACGACCAGGGGCCUAUUGGCGAGUCAGUCGUCGGAGCCUACAAUCUUCUUCAAGGCCCCUCUAUCGUCACCCUCGAUCAACACACCCCUGCCGAGUACCCAACUGAGGACGACAUACAACGUGCAGUUUGCAAAGGUCACUAUUGGGGUGCCAUCUACGCCCGGGCCAAUGCCUCGACGGAGUUGGCAGUGGCAGUGACCUCCUCUGAUGCAGUCCAGGCGUAUGACCGCUCCCAAGCCCUCCAAUACUACUACAAGGGCGCCAGAUAUGCUUCCUACGCCACCGGAGUGUACUCGCAGCUCGCCGAGCUCGUCCAGACCACUGCAGCCGUAUAUGUCCAGAACCACGGCACCACGCUGCUAUCCACAGCGAGCAACAUUACCGACCCAGUCAUUGCUGCAACUCUCCUUCUCCCUGUUGGCGGCACAUCCACCGACCUCGCUCCCAUGCCCCAAGGCGUCCGAUUCUAUUACAACACCGUGUCGAUGGUCAUGGCCAUCCUCCCACAAUUCUUCUUCCUUAUGGCCCUGAAUGGCCUUUCCACCCACUGGAACCUAUCGUCCCGCCUCUCCCUCCGCCAAAACCUCCUCUUCCGCGUGGGUCUCUCCCUCCUCUACACCUUCAUUGGUGCCCUCGUGAUGAGCGGCUACAUUUGGGCUUUCCGGGAGUCGUGGUCCGUCACUGGAUCGCAAUUCGCCCUAACCUGGAUAGCCAUCUGGCUGACGAUGCACCUGAACUUUCUACUCAUCGACUUUGCAACGGCAUUUAUUCCCCCGCAGUUUCUCCCAUUUUUCAUGCUCACCUGGAUUAUUCUCAACGUGUCGAGUAGCAUCACCCCGUUUGAGCUAUCAGCUGGGUUCUACCGCGUGGGGUACAUCUUUCCCGCUCAUGAGCUUUAUGAGGUUCUUCUUCAGAUCUGGACGAAUGGAUGUAAUCCAUUCCUCUAUCGAGCGUUGCCGAUCCUCUGGUCCGAGUGGUUGGUCGCCUUGGGCUUGUUCUUCGUCGGGAUGCGACAUCGCUGCCGGAUUGCACCCGCCCCGUUGCCCUCCCCAGUUACAGACAAGCACUCGAUGGUUUCUUUGAGAUGA
Molecule: messenger RNA, 1236 nt
Organism: Aspergillus sclerotioniger CBS 115572
Lineage: Eukaryota; Fungi; Ascomycota; Eurotiomycetes; Eurotiales; Aspergillaceae
Product: SNG1 family protein
Exons: 1
Coding region: 1-1236 (411 amino acids)
Cellular component (GO): membrane
Source: RefSeq, a predicted model, not a curated record